This is a messenger RNA of Gigantopelta aegis, 3158 nucleotides long. RefSeq names its product transmembrane protein 169-like. The record is from RefSeq and is a predicted model, not a curated record. Bases 1189 to 1821 code for a protein of 210 amino acids. NCBI's taxonomy places the organism in Eukaryota, Metazoa, Mollusca, Gastropoda, Neomphalida, Peltospiridae. The transcript is spliced from 2 exons.
AAACCAACAUGUUACCAGUUGUUCUCAACAAAGAAAAUUCGACGUCUGCUAACAAUGCUAGUGUUAAAGUCCAUUAAUAAUUAUUUGUGGUACGCAGUUGUUCAUUGAUGGCUCGAUCAGUAUGAUAGGAUGAUGUGAACUUCUAUUCCGGAUCUACGUAUUCCGAUCAGCUGUACCUACAUGUAACUAUGUUGAGAUCUGGCGUGUAGGUUUAUAGGCUUCAAAUGAUCCACAUUUGAAGAUUCAACUGCUACCAUUGAAUUUUUAAGAGCUUUGAUUCAACCUCUGAUUCAAGACCAAAUGUGCACAUUUGAAGAUUAAAACUCUGUGAUCCGAUCUCCAAGUUGAACCUCUAUCCGGUAUCCAAGUUGAACCUCUAUGAUCCGGUAUCCAAGUUGAACCUCUAUGAUCCGGUAUCCAAGUUGAACCUCUAUGAUCCAGUCUCCAAGUUGAACCUCUAUGAUCCAGUAUUCAAGUUCAACCUCUAUGAUCCGGUAUCCAAGUUGAACCUCUAUGAUCCGGUAUCCAAGUUGAACCUCUAUGAUCCAGUCUUCAAGUUGAACCUCAAUGAUCCAGUUUUCAAGUUGAACCUCUAUGAUCCGGUAUCCAAGUUGAACUUCUAUGAUCCAGUCUUCAAGUUAAACCUCCAUGAUUCAGUCUUCAAGUUGAACCUCAAUGAUCCAGUAUUCAAGUUGAACCUUAAUGAUCCAGUCUUCAAGUUGAACCUCUAUGAUCCAGUCUUCAAGUUGAACCUCUAUGAUCCAGUCUUCAAGUUGAACCUCUAUGAUCCAGUAUUCAAGUUGAAAUUCAAGUUGAACCUCAAUGAUCCGGUAUCUAUGAUUCAUUCUCAAGGUUUAUUACCUCUAAUCCAGAUUUGAAGAUUUCAAAUCUAUCAUACAGAUUUAAUUGUGUAACUUCUGUGAUCUAGACUUGAAAAGUUAACCUGUUUGAUCCACAUGGAUGUUUAAUCUCUACGAUCCAGAUUUUAUGUACAUGUAUGUACAUUUAUCUACAUGUAUGAUUAAAACCUGAGGGUUUACUCUGUCUGUUAGUGUACCACCCAGACUUUAUGGUUUAAUCUGAAUUAUUAAAACCUGAAAGUUUUCUCUAUUAGUGUACAUGUACUAUCCAGACUUUAUGGUGUAAUCUCUAAACUCAAGUUUCACCCUGCCUAGUGGUUGAUCAGCAAUGGCGAGAGAAGACCAGAUAAUGGAGUUUGUGGAACUGGUGCAGCCCCUGUCUUCGCAGGAGACACGGGUAUCGGACAGUGAGCGGCCAGUGACCGUGUCGGGGACAAUCGUCCGCGGCUACCAGUCUGGCCAGGUGGUUGAGGUGCAGAUGGACCUGACGGACAAGGAACUGCAGCGUCUGACGAGCGUGGACGAGACGCCUUUGCCGAGGACGAUGUGCGGCUGGCGUCACGGCAUCCAUGUCAUGCUGAUGUCCUUCCUCGUAACACCCGCGGCGCUCUGCGCUUCGGUGUGCGUGGCCUUCUACAUGGGAACCAUGACCUGGUACAACGUGCACCUGCACUUCAGCGAGGACCGGACUAUCUGGCACCGGAUCCUUGUCUGUCCGUGUCUCAUCCUCACCUUCCCCUUCACGGUCGGGCUGUCUGCCCUCGGUGUCGGACUCUAUGCCGCACUCGUCCAGCUGUCCUGGUUCUACAGCAGCUGGUACAAGGAGUUCUGGGACUUCGAGAAGGGAUUCUAUGGUUGGGUGUGCAAGAAAUGUGGGCUUCCCCAGUGCUCGCCGUACGAAGUGGUCAUUUUGGAUGAAUCACAGCAAACACUUCCAGAGGAUGACACAGUACUAAAGUAGUGCUCGGUUGUGCUUGUAAGUUUUGAAUAAUUUAUUAAUGCGGUGCUAGUAAGGACCAAACUACUUAUAAUAAUAUUAAUAAUAUUCAGCUGGAAGUUUGAUGCAGUAUUUUUUAUGUACUUAUUUACAUGUGCUAUGUUACAUGUAUUACAUGUAUGUAAUUUCUUUUCAUCUUAACCUAGACACUGUUUUAGAUAGCGAUCUUAAUGCUAAGAUCACCUAAAUGAAUUAAUGAAUGAAUGUUUAACAACACCCCAACAUGAAAAAUACAUUGACUAGUGGGUGUCGAACUGAGGUAAUUGCAAAAAUUAAGCGAAAGAUUAUCUUUUAAGUGUAUAGCUAAUGUAUACACUUAAGUGAAUGUUUAUAUUGAUGUGGUUCACAACUUAAGUUUUACAUUUACCAUAGUUUGACAUGCAAUAGCCCAUGUAUUUGUGUGCUGGGGUGUCGUUAAAUGUCCAUUCAUUCAUUUACACUUGCCAGUAAGUUGAUCUUAACGCAAAGAUCGCAUUGUAAAAUGGGGCCCUGAACUCUUAACUAGGGCACAGAAGUGACGGGAAAAGAAGGAACUAGCUGUUGAUCAUUGGAAGAUUUGAACCAUUUGAUUGGCUGUUGGGAUGUUCAGACCAGUAUUUACAACUGUGUGUGAAUAGAUGGAACAUACUAUUGGCUGUUGGGAUGUGCAGACCAGUGUUUACAACUAUGUGUGUGAAUAGAUGGAACAUACUAUUGGCUGUUGGGAUGUUCAGACCAGUGUUUACAACUGUGUGUGAAUAGAUGGAACAUACUAUUGGCUGUUGGGAUGUGCAGACCAGUGUUUACAACUGUGUGUGAAUAGAUGGAACAUACUAUUGGCUGUUGGGAUGUGCAGACCAGUGUUUACAACUGUGUGUGAAUAGAUGGAACAUACUAUUGGCUGUUGGGAUGUGCAGACUAGUGUUUACAAAUGGGUGUGUGAAUAGUGUGAAAAUACCACCCUGUAUAUGGCUAAAUUAGCCAAUUGCUUGCUAAUUUUUAUUAUAAGUGGCUGCAACAUUAGGUUUUUGCUAAUAACAUAUUCCUUAAAUUAACCACAUUUUAAUAAUUUUUAAGGAAAUAAUAGGCCUACUCGACAUACAGUACAUAAUAUUAUUAAUAUUAUCUGAAAAUUGACUAAACUAUUUGUUCCAGUGUGAGCCCUGUCACAGGCAUGGUAGACAACACUUUCGGAGCCCUGUCACAGGCAUGGUAGACAACACUUUCGGAGCCCUGUCACAGGCAUGGUAGACAACACUUUAGGAGCCCUGUCACAGGCAUGGUAGACAACACUUUCGGAGCCCUGUCACAGGCAUGGUAGA